GCCGCGUCACAAUUCGUGAAUCGUGCGACGUUCUUCGACGUGUGUGCACGCGUUUGUUUGCUGUCGACGAUGUCACGUAGGGCGACGUAAUUCUUGCCCGAGUUCCUUUACCGGAUUCUUCGCGGUACAUAAAACGCCGAGGUGAGCAUCUUGCAGAUUAGGUUCGUCUCUGCUGAGCGAGAAUGGAAUCAAUGGAUGCGCGUCUAGUAGCGCAAGCGUUGAACUACCAUGGUCAGCAGUUGCAGAAAGUAUGGGAAGGAGAACGCAACGAAAAUGAGCUAGUCAUGCUCAAUCUCAAGGAUCCUAGCUUUGAAAUCUAUCAACAACGGCAAAAAACUCUCAGCUUUGGAGAUAGAGGGAAACGUCUAAAGCUUCAACAGUUUCUCACUAAAAAAGCUGAUGACCUAUAUGAUAAAGCAAACUUGGAGAAAUCUUCAGAAUGUAACAAGCCAGAGCUGGCAGAUGAAGAGUUUUAUGCUACAGUGCCUGCACUUGAUAUUUUUGUCACCAUGGAGAAGUCCCAGCGUAUCCGUAAUUUUUUGGAGAGUUUAGUAAUUGGGGAUGUGAUAUUCGCGCAAGUAAUGGGUAAAAGCGCCGCAGGUCUUCUUCUGAAGGUGCUUUGUAACUGCAGUGACUGUCCUAGAGUUGUUACUGAAUUAGGAGUUAAGGCACUAAUACUAAAUGCGGCCACUGUGCCGGCGGUGGACAAGAAAGGUGUUACAAGAGGCUACAUGGCAAAUGAUCUCGUCUGCGUCGUAGUCAGUGAAGUUAACGUUGAAGCCGAACGAGUUGUUGCAGUUAUGAACGUACCUGCCCGGGAAGGGCAAGCACCACACCCAUCUAUGGGGCUUAUCCAUUCCGAUGAUCUUCCAGAAGCCUACAAGAAAGCGAUGGACAACAAAGGUCAGAGUUAUGAAACGCUGUUGGAGAAUAGUACUGGCUUCAACAAUCCAAACAACAUAAAAUAUCUGUGCGACUUAAUCGGUCUUGGACAAGGAAAUCAUUCCAAUAUGGUUGGAUUGAGAGAGAGAUUUCCACCAAAUGAAUACGCUACUGAAUUGCGACAAGCACAAGCAAGCAAGUGGGCAUUCCGAAGUGUCGCUGAGGGAAUAGAUCAUUUCAAGGCCGGUCGUCAUUCCGAAGCUUUCCAGUGUCUCAAUAAAGCGCUCACUGUUGAUCCUCGCAACGUUGAGGGUUUGGUUGCUCGAGGAGCAUUAUAUGCAAAUAGUGGAAGUUUCAAGAAAGCGAUCGACGACUUUGAGACAGCCUUAAAAUUAAAUCAGACACAUGCGAAUGCUCGUAAAUAUAUGGCGGAAACACUGGUUGCUCUAGGACGCAGUUAUGAAGAUGAGAAAAAGUACGAAGAUGCUCAAAAAGCAUAUGAGAAUUGUUUGGCGAUUGCGCCAUAUCACGAAGAAGCGCGAAAUUCCAUUGAAUACAUAAAAUCUAAGACUAUCACGUCAUCACUGAACCCUCUGGAUACCUUUAAGAACUUUGACACCGAGAAUGACGUUGCAGAAAAUAAAAAAGAUAAAAAGAAACGCAAAAAGGAGAGAAAAUCUAGAUCAAAGAAAAGACAAAGAUGGAGUUCCAGCUCAAGCUCUUCAUCCACCGGAUCUUCGACCUCUUCGAGUUCAGACUCGAGCAGCUCAUCGUCGUCAGGAAGUUCACGAUCGGCAUCCCGAUCACCAAGUCGUAAACGCAAACAUAAGAAAGAUCAUCGCAGUUCGCUUUCGCCGCUUAGCAAGCGAAUGGCCCAGUAUAACAAUCCUCCUGCUGCAACUGCCACUACUCACGAUACUAUCGCACCGGCCGCUUCUUACACCACAAAUGCGCGCGAGAAAAUGGAUGACUACGAAAUCAAAGUACGCAAGUUUCUUGAGCAAACCAAGGAUGAUUCUGAUUAUGAAGAUAAGGUAAGAAAAUUCUUAGAAGAGACAGCAAGAUGGAAGAGAGAAAGGGAAAAGGAAAAGAAACACUCUGAAAGCGAAAAAAUGAAGAAGAAAAAGAAGAAAGAAAAGAAGGGGAAAGAUAAGGAAAAGGAGGAUAAGAAGAGUCGUAAGAAGAAGAAGAAGGAAGAACGGAAAAAGCGUAAAAACAAGGACAAGCUCGAACGAGAUUUAGAAGCAUUGAGAAAGUCAUCUUUGCCGGAUUUGGAACAGUUAGAAUCCAAGCUUAGUGCUUAUUAUGCGAAAGUUGAGAAAGACUGUGCGGCGCUUAAAAGGUAUGUAGCACAGUAUAAUGACAUAACUUCCCCUCUUAGAUCGAAGGCAUAUCACGAGCGAGAAUCCAGGGUACCAAUGACUGCGCAACAGAGAAAAGAAAUCCAGAGGAAGCCACUAACAGACAUAUUUGAACAAGAAUCCCAAUUGAUUCAUCCCGAACCGAAACUCCCUACCCUAGACACCGCUGCAUUAAAUGCUAAAUGGAAGGCUGCACAAGCUGCUAGACAAAAGGACGUUUCUUCACAAAAGUGGCAAGAUGUCCCAUCAGAUAACAAAAAGGUACAAUCUAAUGUCUUUGUGGAUAGCGAUGAGGACGAUGAUAAUGAAUUGGAAGAAAGAAUACAACGUGCGGCUCUUGAGAAAUCUUUGAAUAUACGGAAGCAAAUGCAACGCGAACUUGCUGAGAAAAGAGCACCGCCACCGCAACCUACACCGACACCACCACCACCGCUGCCGAAAGAGCCUCCAAUGCCAAAGCAAGCGCCCGUCAAGUAUCCUACACCGCAACCGCAGAACAAAUUCCAAUCGUACAAGGAUUCUACUAUGUCUGUAUCACAAACUACACCGACCAAGUUUGCCUCUACCAACAAUUUGGGCGGUAAAUUCCAACCGAUCGGUCAAAAUAGCGGAACUGGACAUCCACCGGAACCACCCCGUCCUCCGCCAACGGCAAAGAAUCAGACUCAAGCCAAAGGUCCAAGAACCGAUUCCGACAGUGAGGCUGAGCGUCAGCACCGACAAACUCCGAAGAAACGCGAAUCGAGCAGCAGAGGCGGCAUGAGUAAACGUAUGAGCAGGGAUCGUCCAGGAAAACGUUCGCGUAGUCGAUCUCGCAGUGCCUCCAGUUCCGGAUCGUCUAGAUCUCGAUCAGCAAGACGCAGUCGCUCACGUUCAUAUUCAAAUCGACGAUCUGGCAGUUAUGAGAGGAAGUAUAGCAGAUCUCCUUCGGGUACAUACAGUAGAUCGCGAUCACGAUCGAGAUCUAGAUCAUAUACCAGAAGUCGUAGUCGUAGUAGGUCGGGUGAUCGAGGUUACUAUCGCAAGAGGCAAUUUCGACCAUACAACAACCGCGGCACGUACUACAAACCGCGCUUCCAAGGUUUCAACAAUCCGAAUCAUCGUGGUGGUGGCAACAAUUUCCAGAAUCGAAAUCGUUUCUACAACAAUCAACACAAUAAUCGUUUCGGUAAUCGUCGCGGCGGUGGUUUUAACAAUCGCGGUGGUCGAGGCGGUCGCGGUAAUCGUGGUGGUAGAUUCUUUCAUAAUAAACAAGGCUUCCGUGAUUUCCGCGACAGACGGGACUUCAGGGACCGUCGUGCUUCGUCGCGUGAUCGAUACAGCGAUCGCAGCUAUUCACCCGAUCCAAUGAGGAAGGUUGACGAAGCGAAGGAGAAGAUCAACAAGAUGCUCGAAGGAGGCGACGACAUUGAACAUCAACAGAGUGGUAGCGGUGGCACAACCGUGCCACCUAACAAGAGACAAGCUGGGCCCUUGAGCGAAGGAGAAGAGAGGGACGAUGACGACUAUGAGAGGUGGGGAGAGGGAGAGGGGGGCGAUGCAGCUAGUACCAAGACUGACGGAGUCAAACCUGUCGAUGAUAACCUGGAAGGCAAGGAGUACUUCAUUGAGCGCAUGAAACAGCGAAGCAAGAACGUUUUAAUGCAGAGAGCCAUUGCUGCUAAGAUUUGGUAGUUAGGAUCUGUUACCGCCGCCAUCGCUGCUUCUCUGUGAUAUAGUCGCUUUGUUUUCAUCGCCCGUACUCUGGCUAAUCGACUGAUUGACCGAUGAGGCACGUCGAGAUUUGUAGUUUUAGUGCCAAUUUCUUCUAUUAUUCAUUCUAUUAAUCACAUAUAAAUA
Mycetomoellerius zeteki is the source of this 4082-nucleotide messenger RNA. Its product is annotated as tetratricopeptide repeat protein 14 homolog. The record is from RefSeq and is a predicted model, not a curated record. Gene Ontology annotation, molecular function: protein binding. Lineage: Eukaryota; Metazoa; Arthropoda; Insecta; Hymenoptera; Formicidae.